UUGGAUCAUCUUUGGUGUUUAGGGUGAAGAACUGAAAGACAUCAAAGUUGAGAUUAAAGAGGAAGAAGAAGAGACAUUGGUGAGUGGAGAUCAGCAGUCUAUGGAGGAGGGGAAGAUGAUUAUGAAAAGUAAACAGGAGGAAUCCUCUCUACAAAUAGACACAAGUGGGCGCUAUAUCGGGAACACCCCAGAAGGACAUCUCAUGUUAUCUUCAGGUUAUAAUGCAGAACAUAAUGGCAUCACACAGGAUUCUCCAGGAGUAAAUCUGCUUACUCAAGAUAUACAUUACAGACCUUAUGAUUUGGAGAGAUCUAUGGAUCUGUCAAACCCUGACAGAUCACAUAUUUUUACUUCAGAUCUUCCACUUGGACCUCAUAGUCUGUAUAAAUCAGCAAAUUCAUCUAAUCCCACGGAAUCUUCUUUAGGAUUUGUAGGAGGUAACUCAGUGGAGGGAACAUUGACAUGUUCAGUGUGUCGGAAAUCACUCUCUGAAAACGAAGCACUCUUCAAACAACAGAAAAAUCACACGAGUGAACGUCCUUUCUCGUGCGCGGAGUGUGGGAAAAGUUUCACUGUAAAAAGAAGCCUUCUUGUACACCAGAGAAGUCACACCGGUGAGCGUCCUUUCUCAUGCCCAGAGUGCGGGAAAUGCUUUGCUGAGAAAAGAACGCUUCUUACACACCAGAAAAGCCACACGUGCGAGGUUUCUUAUUUAUGUUCCGAGUGCGGGAAAUGUUUCAUUCAGAAAGGAGACCUUCUUAAACACCAGAGGAUUCACACCGGUGAGCGACCUUUCACCUGUUCAGAGUGCGGGAAAGGUUUCAUUCAGAAAUCAGACCUUCUUAGACACAAGAGGACUCACACAGGGGAGCGCCCCUAUUCGUGUUUGGAGUGCGGAAAAUUUUUUGGUAACAAAGGAAACCUUCUUAAACAUCAGAGAACUCACACAGGUGAGCGUCCUUUUUCGUGCUCAGAGUGCGGGAAAUUUUUUAAUGAUAAGGGAAACCUCCUUAAACAUAAGAGAAUUCACACGGGGGAGCGUCCUUUCUCGUGUUCGGAGUGUGGGAAAUGUUUUAACGACAAAGCGAAACUUAUUAGGCAUCAGCGAAGUCACACGGGAGAGCGUCCUUAUUUGUGUUCGGACUGCGGGAAAUCUUUCACAAAGAAAGAAAGCCUCCUCAAACAUCAGAAAAGUCACAUUUGAAAGUUGGGGAGAUGUAAGGAGAUCUGAUUGGACAUUGAAUUACACAUUGCUGAUGAUUAUGUUAACAAAUGUAAGGCGGAACAAUCCAGUUCAUAGAAGUGUGUAAUAAAACCAAAUUCAUUUUUUUAAAGGGUACAUAGCAUGGCAAUAGUGUUAUUGAGUUAUAGGUGGAGUCUGUUCUUGAAGGCUGAUGGAAUAUGAUAAAUGAUAGAGACAGAAUAUUAACCAAAAAUCCAGAAAAAACAUGAUACAAAUGUUAUAAAUUGAGUUGCAGUGAGUAAAAUAACGUCACUGAUGAGAAUAUCUAAUAUAACCACCCAGGUGUAUUCUCAGGUAAUGCAAAAUAACACUAUAGUUACCCGUCAGAUCUGAGAGAGAACGCAAUGAUGCACAUGAACAGUUGAGUGUUAUCAAAAGGUCUUUAGUUUAUUGAACACAGAUUCACAGUAUUUAUGCAGUUGGUAAAGACGAAAAAGCUUGGGUUAGGGAGGGACAUACGUCAUCUCUUUAGCAAGCAUCUGCUUCCAUCCUGACAAUGCAAGUUCCUGUUUUCAUCUCAAUGAUGUGUGUUACAGGCGCUCCGGUAAUGACAGGCGCCGUAGUGCGUUCCAUGCUGAAACGCAUAUGGCGCUCGCGCGAUGAUGUCAUCGCCCGGCGCCGUGGUGCGUUCCAGCUUGGAACUCGGAAGUGUGCCGCUAUCGACGGCAGUUUUCUGCGCACCAACUAGGAGCCAUGUAGAGCUGACACGGGGGGGCGUCAGAGUGCGUGAAAUCUUUUACUGAGAAAGCAAAACUUCUGAUACAUCAGACAAUUCACACUGGUGAGCAUCCUUUUUCUUGUCCAGAGUGUGGGAAGCAUUUCAGUAAGAAAGAAAGCCUGGUCAAGCACCAGGAAAAACACACUUUUUAUGAUCAGACUGCAGGAAAUGCUUUACACAUAAAGGAAAUCUAAAUGCAUAUCGGAGAACACUGCUGAUAAAUGUAUAGUGCAAUAUACCAAAUGGAACUGUUCGGUCCAGAGAACUGUAUCAUUAAAAAAUAUUUUUUUAUAGUA
Molecule: messenger RNA, 2257 nt
Organism: Rana temporaria (common frog)
Lineage: Eukaryota; Metazoa; Chordata; Amphibia; Anura; Ranidae
Product: gastrula zinc finger protein XlCGF17.1-like
Exons: 2
Coding region: 101-1204 (367 amino acids)
Biological process (GO): regulation of transcription by RNA polymerase II
Molecular function (GO): RNA polymerase II cis-regulatory region sequence-specific DNA binding; DNA-binding transcription factor activity
Source: RefSeq, a predicted model, not a curated record